AUGACCGACAAUCUGCUGACCUUGUUCUGUCUUGUUAAUGGAGACUCUGUGGCAUUCUCUGUCGACAUCGAUGCAUCAAAAACUGUCGAUCACCUCAAAGACGCAAUCAAGACCAAGAUUCCUGACACGUUCAAGGGAGUUGAUGCCAAGGACCUCACGCUCUGGCGCGUCUCCAUCCCUCUCGUUCCAAAGAAGGACCUCCAUGCACCAGUCCCUGCCCGUCCCUCCACUCCACAGCUCAAGUCUAUUCCGAAGGAUCUCCUCGAGCAGGAACUGGAAGCCAUUCUCGAUGAAAUCCAGCUUCGCCCUACCACCCCCUCUGUUGAUCCAAUGGAAGUUGAGGCUUUUCAGAAUGAAGAACUAGGACCCUUUUUCAAGAGGACUCUUCCGCAUGGUGAGACAGCAAGAGACAUCAAGCUGGUGAUGCUGGGACUUGAGCUGGGCAAGCUGGCAAGGACGAGCGACGGCGAAACCUUGCAUUCUAUUGUGGAGGAUGACAUCGGCAAAUACAGUGACCGUCGCGUAGUAGCUAUGGUUGCUCCAUCUGGAUCAGGAAAGACUGCGACCGUAGUUGACCUCGCGAGCAAGCACUUUGUGAUCUAUUGUGUUUGUUGCAUCCCGAGCCCCACCAUCUCUCCCGUCUUCAAGGACCCGAACUUUAUCACGCUUGCAGAAGACAUUGAGAGCAUGUACCGGGCCGUUAUUCACAGGAAUCAAGGGCAUUCGCAGGACGCAAAGGACAUCGAUUCCGAAGUCAAGGCCCUAGCAGGAGAACGCGUCAAGCUCGAAUUCCUUGCACGGCUGCUCUUCCUUCAGCAUCUCCUCGACAACAACCCUACUCUAGAACCCCUGCAGUUCUUCCGUGAACAGACCACCAAAGGUGCCUUAACUAUCGGCGACCUGGUCUACAAGCUGAAGGAGUACGACCACAACACAAUCCAAGCCAUGCUCAGCAAAGUCCAAGCCAAGCUUCAGUCUAUCCUUGUUUCCAAACGACUUGGACUGGUGAUUGCCCUGGACGAGGCUCAAGUUGCGAUGCCCUCUUCGACAGCAAAGAACCAAAUCCAAUCCAAGUUCCGUCGUGGUUUCCUCACACCCUUAUCCGCAACGCUGAGCAACAUGCGGGCAACACUGGUGAUUAUUGGCACCGCACUCUCAUUGCAAGAUGCCGAUUAUGUGUACUCGGCCAUCGCCAAACCCACCAAUUUCUCGAGGAUUACUGAAUUUCCCCGAUUCGAUGAAAAAGACGUUAUCAAGAUCCACUCGAAGCUAGUCGACAUGUCAGACUGUGAAAUCCCGCCCGCCAAACGCCGCAAGCUAACCGGACGAGCUCGAUUUUCCAUUGACGUCGUCGAACGCCUUGCCACGCGCUGCUCUUCUCAGGACUCGAAACAAGCUAUUCUCGACGACGCUGUUGACAAGUCGAUUGAGCAUACAAUGAAUGGGCUUCGGAUCGGAGUACGCACUAUUCUCGAGAACGACAAAACAAACGAGGCAGCUCGACCUCUUAGUCGAAUGGUCUUGGCCUAUCAUCUCCAAGAUGCCAAAAUUUCGUUCUCGAGCCAACUGCAGUCCGACUUUGUGGACAAGGCGCUGUGCAGACUGCAACAACACCCUGAUGGCGUUCACUUGAUCAUGGACGAGCCCUUGGUGGUUGAGGCGAUGGAGGAGGAACUGAAGUCUUCGGGCAAGGAUCCUACGUUCAUCGAGUACAUGGAUCAACUGAACCGGCUCAUUUGA
This is a messenger RNA of Linnemannia hyalina, 1740 nucleotides long. NCBI's taxonomy places the organism in Eukaryota, Fungi, Mortierellomycota, Mortierellomycetes, Mortierellales, Mortierellaceae. The record is from the annotation of a GenBank genome assembly.